UGUAUAACGGGGGAGAGUUAGGUUCUAGGCUGAAGGUCCCAUAGUGAAAGUCUGAUUAACAAGUGAAAAGCAUAUGAAGUUACUACAGAAGUGUUAGGCAGCACAGGAGACUUCAGAAAUGAAGACCCAAAGAGGCAGGGAAACUUGGGUGUUUUUUUAUGCGAAGUUUGAUGAAGAGGUGGACAGUCAUACGAAGUAGGAUUGGACAAAGGGCUAUGAUUUAAUGGUGAUCACGGGGAAACCUCAUGUUUGGAUUUUUUCUCUCUGUGCCCAUGUCUUCACAGAUAACAAUAUUCCUUUCCUCUGGGGAUAGGGUAGGCAGCUCUAGAAUAAGAGUCUUAAGACCUCAGAGGAAGAGCCACUAGGUAUAUGGGCUGCCUCAGGGGGAGCAGAGGAGAGGGAAAGGGGAAAGAGACUACCCUAUUUCUGCUGUUUUCUCAAAUGCCACCGUCCUAUAUUUUGGCAAGUCUUGAAUUACACCUGAUGUUUUGUACCCAAAUUAAUUCAUAGGCAGUUUGCUUUCACACUAACAACUCACAUUUUAAUAUAAAACUACCACCAAAAAUAUUCACUACAUUAGAUUCAGGCAGGACAGGAACAUUAUUAUAUUCAGCAAAGAACAAAGGCUAAUGAUAUUUCACAAAUUUCAUUAAGUAUAGUGUAAGUAAAUAUGGCAAAUUAUACAAACUCAGCACAUCUGGAUUACAGUCUGAUUCAGAUAUUGCAAACAUGUUGAGGGCCAAGUUAUUGUUCUAUAUUGUUUGCAGUUUCCUUAACACCUAGCAAAGUAUUUUCACAAGUAAUACCUGGGGCUUGACUGGCUUUGUUGAUUAAUAUCCAAAACAGUUGAAUUGAUGUUUUGGUGGUAUUGCUGCCUUGCAAGUACAGGUUCAACUCCAUAACCAGAAGGAACCCUUUUAAUUUUUUUUAGUGAAAUCUCAAUGAAAUUCUUACUUUUAAAGUGCUAUUAUGGCAAAGGAACAGUGAAAUUUUGAAUGGCUAUUUGGAGAAGCAAAAAGCUGACAGCAAAACUCUGUUUUCCACUGAAGUGGGAAGUCCAUUCUUGACAAGUUAUUCAUCCCAGGCACAAGCACAAGACCUGAACUUUAAUUCAGGAGAAGAUUGAUUUUAAAACAAUUUCUUUUUAGUCUGCUUCAUUUCUUUUAAAAAUGCCUGUUUCUCUUUCUCUCUGUCUCUCUCCCUCUCCCCAUCACUGUCUUUCAAAUAAACAAAUCUUGUUUUUAAAAGGCAAAAGGAAAAAGCUUUAUAGUAAAAAAAAAUAAAGAAAUCAAAAUGUACUUUAUUCUAACACUUAGUAGGCAGGUAUAUGUAUAUUUAAUCUACUCUUUGAAUGUGUUUUAAUCCAGCCUUGUGCAUCGGGCCCAUCUUUUCAUUUCCAUUAAAAAAUUUGCAUGCACCCUUGAUAUAAGACUAAACUUAUAGUCAUGCAGUAAUGUUCUAAAAGGGAAUUUGAUAUAAACUUGAUUUAAUAAAAACAUUUUUGUUUACACCAAGAUCAUUGGAAAUAGGUUGAUCAGUCAUUAUAACACUUACCAUAUGAUUCUAUUAAGUAGCCAGUUCAAUAGCAUGUAUAUCCACUUAUAUAGAUUGAUAGUUAGCUUUUGGAUGUUUGAGGCAUGCUUAUAUGAUGAAAAACAUCAUUUGUAAUAAACACUACAUGUUAAUAAUAAAAGUUACAUUUAAAAAAAUACAAACAUAUUUGUAAAAUAUUUCUAUAAAUAACAAGCUGUGUUCAUAUCAUGAUUUAAAUUUCUUGUAAUAGGUCAUUUCAAAUGUAUAUAAAGGUAGACAGAAUAACAUUAUGAACACCCAUACACGGAGCACCAGUCCCAUCACCAACUCAGGGCUCUUCCUGUCUGGUUACACCCUUAUCCAUUUCUCUUUGCCCCAAAUUAUUGUGAAACAACUCCAAGACAUUAUGCUAUUUUAUUCACUAUUAUUUAGGUUAAUUAGGAAAGUAAUUGACCUAAAAGAUAAGGAUUUUGCUUUCUCAAAUAACUAUAUUAAUAAUUACUUAAUAUCACUGAGUGGCUAUUAUUUAAAUUUCUAAUUUUUGUUACAGGGCAAAACAAUCAGGCACUUGCUGCUCACCACUGGACAGCUGAAUAGCAAGAGAUAAGAGUUGGUAAGAGGAAAUAGUUUAUUUCAAGAACUCUGCAGUCUUGGGGGAAAAGUGAUCCUCUGGAUCCAAAACACAUUCUUUCCCACACAACCAGCCAGCAAAAAGGUUUUUAAAGGGAAGGAGUAGUUGCUGGUGGAGGGUAGGGGGGAAAAAAACAACAACAACAACAAUGAGUUCAGUCAAUUGAUAAUUAAGCAGAUUUUCAGACUUCAUUCUGAUGACAGUCCAACCAGGAAAUCCAGGAUGUCAGCCAGGCUGGAAGUUUCUUGAUAAUGGAGAUUAAUUGUUUGCAGAUGCUAAUUGCAUACUUGCUCUGGGAUGGGCAGGCAGGUAGGUUGGUCUGUAGAACUAUAUCCUCCCCCAGCUGGGUGUGAGGUCUGCCAUUCUAAGUCAUCUCAUUUCAGUAGGCUCCAGAAAUUCCCAUGCAAAUAUUAUUAUUCACUGGUCACAGGUAAUUUACAACACCAGCAGCCAGCCCUCAUCAGCCAAAACAUGAAAAGAGAGGAUGCCUGCAUUACCGUUUUAAUAUCUCAUAACAAUUGUCACAAAUGGAUUUGUGGUUUUAAGGUCUAUCACUUUGAAUCAGGAUCCAAGUAAAGUCCACUUAUUGCAAUUGAUCAUCAUAUCUUUUUUUGUAAAGAAUUAUUUAUUUUAUUUGAAAGGCAGAAUUACAGAGAGGCAGAGACAGAUCUUCCAUCUGUUGGUUCACUCCCCAGAUGGCUGCAAUUACCGGAGCUGGGCCAAUCCAAAGCCAGGAGCCAGGAGCUUCUUCCCAGUCUCCCACAUGAGUGCUGGUACCCAAGGACUUGGGCCAUCCUCUACUGCUUUCCCAGGCCAAAGCAGAGAGCUGGAUAGGAAGUGGAGCUGCUGGGUCUUGAACCAGCACCCAUGUGCGAUGCUGGCACUGCAGGUGGCGGUUUUACCCUCUAUAUCACAGCACCAGCCUCUAUCAUCAUAUCUCUUAAGUCUCUAUUAAUCCAUAAACUCCCUUGCCAAUCUGUGAGAGUGGUUUAUUUCUACUGAUGAAUUCAAGUUGUGUGUCCCUUGGUUUCCUCCAGUGGUUUGCUGAUUACACCUUCAGAGUUUCACUUGCUCUCUCUAUUCCCUGUAUUUUCUGUAAAUUGGUAAUUGAAUGGUAAAGAUUUGAUGAAUUCAGAUUUUUUGUUUGGGACUUUGGAGGAAGUGGGCAGGAUCUUUUCUCACUGGCAUUCUGCUGGAUAAUAUCAUUUUCAAUGCAGUAUUUUAAAUAUAUAUCUCCCUUUGGUGUGGGCAUGGGGUGUAUUAAUUUUACCUCAGGCCCUUUCCUGCACCAAGUCAAACAUUCUAAGUGCAGACAGGUAUAAAGUACAAAGAGUGAUCAUAAAAUUCAUUCAAAAGGUGAGAAAGCAAACACACACACACACACACACAGGUAGGCAUGGGUUGCCUCACAUGGAUAAAUGCCUGUCAUGAGUGGGCAGUGGGCCAGAAGAUUUCCCAAAGAGAGGAUAGGUGAGGGAGGAGAGAAGAAAAAGGGCACCCACAUAGCACCUCCAGCUGACCUGAAGUGAAUGAGAGCAAGAGAGAGCCUCUCCCAUUUGUUGGCUGCUUUUAUGAGGUAGGUGGUGGUGCAGUGCCUCCACAGGUAUGAAAUCACCUGGGAAUUUUAUAGCACCUCCACGAGUUCCAUGUGGAGCUUAAUAUCAAUAUUUUCAAGGUGUCCCCUCUUAGGUCCCAGAUGAAGCAGUUGCAUCCCAGGAAAGGCGGCAUUUCAAUUGACAUGUAGGAGGACGGAACUAUAUAUGGAGGCUUGUAGCUUAUCACUGGCCUAUCUCUUAUCACCUUUUUCUCUUGGGUCACCCUUGCUUUUGUUUUGCCUACACCAUAAUAUACCAGUAACCCAUAUUAAAAACACACUGCAUAUUCCUUUAUAUAUUCUAUAAGUUGACUUAAAUAUCUCUUUGCACAUGCACACAUGUAGAUUCCCUCAUUACUUUACAAAAAUGAGGUCAUGAAAAGCCUCCCAAGUAGUAGAGCUCUAAUAUAAUGCAUUUAAUGUCUGCAUUCCAUUUUGUAUAUGUACCAUUCCACCAGCCGUAGGCACUUACUUUGAUUCUUUUUUUUUUUUUUUUUUUUUUUUUUGCCACAUCUUUUCAUAUACACUGGUAUACAGUACUGGCUUUUAUUUUUAUAAAAUUAUUUCUUAAGAAGGAGACUGAUGGGUCAAAAAGUAAUAUAAUUUUCAUUUUCAUAGAUUUUUCUGGAUAAUUUUCAAAAAAAGCUGUAGCAAUUCAUGUAUCUACCAGCAGAAGAUGUGACCACCCUUUUUCCAUGUUCUAAAACAAUCUCAAAGAACUAACUAGUAGCAGGAGUCAUUCAAGAAGAGGAAACAUUUCUAAGAAAUUCCUUAACCAGCAAUUAAGGAGCUAACAGUAAUGAUUUCUCAAUAUAAAGAGUCUUAGCCAUAAUUAUUUCUCAUAUACCAAAUAGGCCUAGCACAGGGACAGCAGUUCAGAAUACUCCAAAACAGGGUCUGAAAAAGGUUUAACUGCUUAGAAUCAUCUCUAACUCCCCUCCAUGGAUCUCAGUAAGUUCUUUCCUACUAAACAGUAUUUAUAUGUUACGCAAUUAGAUAAUAUAUGGCAGUGGAUCUUAAUUCCAUUUAGUCCUUUCCUCAGGUCAGUUAAGAUUCUGGGCAAAAGAAGCCCAAGAUUGAAAGAAAUCAGGAAACCUAGCAAGAGGAUCAUUCUUAACCCAAGAAAUAUGUUUCAGUGUCCUACAUAUGACGGUCACACAAAAGAAGUACCCACAUCCUUCCUCUGUUGGAGUCACAUUUUUCUUACUAAGCCUCCACCCUGAUGUCUCACAAGUUUCCCUAUUGCUGGGAAUCCCCAGUUUUUCUGGUCCUCAGUUACCUCUAUUGUCAUUCAUCUUCUCCCUAGCUCUGACUGCAUUUCUGGUACAAUGACCUCCCAUAUAAUACUCCUCAUCCUAUUUUUCAACCUUGGACCGCCUAUUUGAGUAAGCUGAAAGAACGUGUUCUGCAAAUAAGGAAACUCUUUCUUCAAAGACUCUAUGAAUGUCUCCAUGACUCAGUUCCUAACUAUUAGUAUUUUUAAGGAUCUUACACAGAGAGGAACAGAUUAGCCCAGCUUCAUUUUACAGUUAGGAGAGUCAUGAAAAGCCAAAUGAGUAACAAAGCUCCUAGCUAUGCAGGUCAAAGGUGUUAUUGGUAUAAGAAGGAUGACCCAUGGACAGGUUCCCUUUACUGAGGAAAUAAAAGAACUGUCCAUUGCCAAAGGGAGGAGGAAAAAAACACCAAGUACACUGGUAAAAAUGUGAAGUAAUGUGACACAUAAUAGUUAUGCAGAAACACACUCCACUGAUAGAGAUCUUGAGAGAAAAUUGCAUUAUUACAUCAGGAAGGAGGAGGUCAACAUAUAUCACCAGCCUCAGUCUCCUGGCCAGUUUCACAAAGGAGACACCAGACAUACUCCAAGAGUUGGAUCGAUUCCAGCCUGCAGUGCAGAGAGAUAGGAGUAGCACUGUCACACACAGGGGAAAAAUGCUCAUUUGGGUGUUAGCUCUCCUGCUCCUCUGUGGCUUUCUGUGGAAUUACAAAGGAAAACUAAAGAUUGCAGACAUCACCAAUAAGUAUAUUUUCAUCACCGGGUGUGAUUCGGGCUUUGGAAAUUUGGCAGCCAGAACGUUUGAUGAAAAAGGAUUUCAUGUAAUUGCUGCCUGUCUGACUGAAUCAGGAUCAACAGCUUUAAAGGCAAAAACCUCAGAGAGACUUCACACCGUGAUUCUGGAUAUAACUGAUGCAGAGAGCGUCAAAAGGACUGCCCAGUGGGUGAAGAACCAAGUUGGGGAAAAAGGUCUUUGGGGUCUGAUCAAUAAUGCUGGUGUCCUUGGGAUGCUGGCUCCCAGUGACUGGCUGACAGUGGAGGACUACAGAGAACCUUUUGAAGUGAACCUGUUUGGGCUCAUCAAUGUGACAUUAAAUAUGCUUCCCUUGGUCAAAAAAGCUCAUGGGAGGAUUGUCAAUGUCUCCAGCGUUGGGGGUCGGAUUUCAAUUUCUGGUGGGGGCUAUAGUCCCUCCAAAUAUGCAGUGGAAGCCUUCAACGACAGCUUAAGGCGGGACAUGAAAGCUUUUGGUGUGCAUGUCUCAUGCAUCGAACCAGGAAUGUUCAAAACCCAAUUGUCAGAAUCAUCCAAGAUAACUGAAAGACAACUCGCCAUUUGGAAGCAGCUCUCUCCAGACAUCAAACAACAGUAUGGAGAAAGUUACAUUGAAAAACGUAUGGCCAAACUGAAGUUCACUUCAGCAUUUAGGAAUCUGGACCUCUCCUUGGUGAUACAGUGCAUGGAGCAUGCUCUGACAAGUCUCUCCCCUAAGACUCACUAUGCUGCUGGAAAAGAUGCCAAGACUUUCUGGAUCCCUCUGUCUUACAUGCCAGCAGUUUUGCAAGACUUUUUAUUGCUGAAACGGGAUGCAAAGCUGGCUAAUCCCAAGGCAGUGUGAAUAAGUUGACCACAAGUGCCUGCCCCGGGCUAUGAGACUGACUGAUUGCAAGGACACAUCUACUUUUAAAUCAUGUUACUGAUCUAAUCUAAACCUGAUUCACUUAAUCAUGUUUCUUUUGAUAAAAGAAGGGGUCCUGCCAUCAAUGGUGAUGUCCAGCAUCCCCUCUGAAGCUUUCUUUGAAAAUGACAAGGAUGCUGCAUCACUUAGGCAAGUCCUCCCCAACACUGAGGGUUUGCCUGCUUGGUACAAUGCAAGGACGAUCUAAAGACCGCCCCCCCCCCCCAAUCAUUUGUAUCACCACUUGCCCCAGUCUUACAGAGUAUCUCCUAAACAUUAAACUUUGUCUCAUCAAAAUAUUAACAGACAAGUAGCAUACUUUUGUAAAUGGAUUAAAUGUAUUCUAUUAUCUCACUGAGAAUAAAUCUCUCAAGAACUAGAACUCAGUCCUGGUAAGCCUUGAUGGGCAGAAGAAAAGAAAAGAAAGGAUGGUAAGUAUGAUGUGACAUUGGUAGAAGCUGAGGGGCAGCAGAAAAACAGUAGGUAAGACUGCAAGUGUAAGGGAAGAAUAAAAACAGGAAAAGAAGUAAGAGGAUUUCAAAGAAAGGAUUUAGAUUUACAUAGGAAGGGAGACUCCGAAAGACUUGAAGGCAAGUCUUCCUAAGGAGAGACUUAUGGAGGAUGAGUAUCCUAUUAAAGGUCACUGUGAACACUGAUGCAUAUCAUUUCCUGGUGUAAAAAGGGUAAUAUAGCCAAUAAUUCCAAAAUAAAGAGAAGUUAGAGAAUUCAUACUUAUUCUGGCAACUCUAAUAACAACAAGACCUACAUAUCUGGAACAAUUUAUAGCUGAGAUCAUUGGAAAUCCUACAUUUUAGGUGUUUUGGAAGCCCCAUGAAGAUGUAUAGCUAAACUAUAAGGCUCUCUCCAGCCUACAGUUACAAUGACAUUAGAUCUGUGUCUUGCUCAUAUUCAUGGUUCUAAAUUGGAUUGACUCUGGACCCUAUUCCAUCCAAAAGAAACAGUUCCUUAAACAGGUCUUUCCCCAGAUCCUAGCAGCCAAUACCACUCACGUAGUUUUGUUCAAUCUGUAUGUGAGUAAGCCUGGAGUGGCAGGAUUCAACACUUUUUUUUUUUUUAAAUAAUAUGGUGUAAAAGAGCAAGACAAAUUACCUAUUGCACUUACACAUGCUAAGCUUACUGUGAAGAAAAUAUCUGACAGCUGCUGCUUGAAGUCAUGGUCUCUUAAAAGUAUGAGUAAUUCUGUUCACUUGCAUUCAUCUUUCUGGAAACAUCUGUGUAUGAAGGAAUUCUUUUCCUUCAAGUUCGUAACAUAUUGACACAGGAAAAGUCAAACUGCCAUUGGCAUAAAACCACCAUAAGGUUCAUAAUUUUAAGGGAACAUAUGUUCAUCCUUUUUUUCAUCCAAAUGAAAAAA
Messenger RNA from Oryctolagus cuniculus (rabbit), 8082 nucleotides. It is a transcript of the gene DHRS9, whose product is annotated as dehydrogenase/reductase 9. Gene Ontology annotation, molecular function: oxidoreductase activity. Lineage: Eukaryota; Metazoa; Chordata; Mammalia; Lagomorpha; Leporidae. Gene Ontology annotation, cellular component: intracellular membrane-bounded organelle. The record is from RefSeq and is a predicted model, not a curated record. Gene Ontology annotation, biological process: steroid metabolic process.